Messenger RNA from Sorex araneus (European shrew), 2440 nucleotides. RefSeq names its product sodium/potassium transporting ATPase interacting 3 (gene NKAIN3). The record is from RefSeq and is a predicted model, not a curated record. NCBI's taxonomy places the organism in Eukaryota, Metazoa, Chordata, Mammalia, Eulipotyphla, Soricidae. The transcript is spliced from 7 exons. Bases 1269 to 1880 code for a protein of 203 amino acids. Gene Ontology annotation, biological process: regulation of sodium ion transport.
CAUGCUACCUUCCUAGAGAAAAAACAAAACAAAACAAAACAAAACACCCACGCGCAUCCUUCUCCUCCUCGCUUUCGCUCCCACGGGUUUAUUUCGGGGAGCUUUUGUUUUUUCCAGUUGGGAAACCUACACGGGGUUUCCUCGUGGGGCGGGACAGCUGGUCUGCACGCCGCCGGGCUGGCGCAUCUCUUCUCCGCAUCGCCUCUCCUCUAACCAACUCUCUCCAACUUUCCCUCCCCGACUCCAGCGGGGGCGCCCCCGGGCCACCGGCUGCGGCAGGCAGGCGCGACCCAGAUCCGCACCCCCCCCCCCUCCUCCCACAGAGCCCGGCGAAGCGGAGUAGCGGGCAGCGCCGGGAGUCCACUCCGCUGCCCACGCCCGCCACCCUCCGUCCGGGUGCUCAGCCGGGCUCUCCUCGGGGGCUCCCCUGCCUCUGCGCCCAAUCCCGGACACACACCGGGACGUGUCCUCGCACCCUCUGCCUCUCGGGGACAGCUCUGCACAAAUCCUCCAAAUUCUCGCCCCUUCCUUUGCUCACGCUUGCGACCACCACUCUCCUACUCCCCUUCUUCCCUUCCCCCAGUACAACCCCCAGCAGAGGGUGGGGGUGUGGGGGGGAGAGACCAGCCUCAGGCCGCUGAGGGUCUCCGUCACCACCAGCUGUCCUAAUUCACGCUCAUUCACAUUCAUUCUCAUUCUCUGCCUCCCUCCCAAUCCCCUCUCCAAAGACUCCUAACAAGACAGACCGACCCUCAGUGGCACUCCCUUCCAUUCACCCCCUCCCUGCCACCACCACUCACACACACAAACGCACACCCCCGCGCGCGCAGACGCGCGCGUGCACACACACACACACACACACUCACACACACACACAAACGCAGCCCACUCCACUUUUCAGACGCCCACCCCCUACAGACUCCCCUCCCCGCAAACAGACUUCCACCCACUCACCAUCUGCAUCCUCCCUUCCGCCCCCCGCCCCGCCCGCCGGGCUCUCCCCCUCCCCAAGAAGCAGCCGUGCACGGUGGGAGGCAGGGACCCCCGGCAGACGGUGGGGUCGCGCGCGCCGGUCCCGACCUCGGCCGGCCCGGGAAACUAACAAAGGCGCUAGCCGGAGCUCCGAGCCGUUCCUCCCGCACGGCCGUGGAAGCGCCGGGCGCCGCGCGGGCGAGCGGGUGGUGCCUGCCGGGCCGGACCCGUGCUGGGCAGCGAAGGGGGCCGCGGCCCCUCGGAACGCGGAUCUGUCGGAGCCGCCCGCCGGCACCAUGGGCUGCUGCACCGGGCGCUGCUCGCUCAUCUGCCUCUGCGCGCUGCAGCUGCUCUCGGCCUUGGAGAGGCAGAUCUUUGACUUCCUUGGCUUUCAGUGGGCACCUAUUCUUGGAAAUUUUCUGCAUAUAAUAGUUGUCAUAUUGGGUUUAUUUGGAACCAUUCAGUACAGGCCUCGUUAUAUUGUAGUGUAUACUGUAUGGACUGCCCUCUGGGUCACCUGGAAUGUGUUCAUUAUCUGCUUUUAUCUGGAAGUAGGUGGACUUUCUAAGGAUACAGAUUUAAUGACAUUCAACAUUUCUGUACACCGGUCGUGGUGGAGGGAACAUGGGCCUGGCUGUGUCCGAAGAGUGCUGCCUCCAUCGGCUCAUGGCAUGAUGGAUGACUACACAUAUGUGUCUGUCACAGACUGCUUCAUAGACUUCCAGUACCUGGAGGUCAUUCACAGUGCUGUCCAAAUACUACUCUCAUUGGUUGGUUUUGUGUAUGCCUGUUAUGUGAUCAGUAUUUUCAUGGACGAAGAAGACACCUUUGAUUUCAUAGGUGGACUUGAUGCACACUCCUACUUCCAAGAUCAUGUUGAGUUAAAGCCUGUAAACCUGUCGAAGUAAAUAAUGAUCUAAAAUACUGCUGCUGAUCUUGAUAUAGAAGCAAGGCAUCAUCAACAGACCCUCUUUGCAUCAACCAGGUAUCACAUCUCAACUCUUCCAGAGAGAAUGAACUAUACCUCCCUGAUUUCCCAUGAAUAAUGGAACUCUUCAAAGUCACAGCCUAUGUAUCGUUAUCAUUAUUCACUAGAUGAGUUGUAAGUGUUUGGCUGGGUAUUUUUAAGACAUUGUGUUCUUAUAUGAAUAUUUGUAAAUUCUUUUUAAUUUUAUGAGAUUAAUGUUAGGCAUGCAAAAAUGAAAAAUCCUGUGAAAACCUACAGUUAAUUCUAAGAGAAAUAUUGGUGUGUAUGACUGAGAUAUGAAGUAAGAAUAGGUCACUGGUGCAACUGUUCUAGGCCUGACAGAGUUUGAACUUGCAGAUAUUACCAAUGUUACUAGACAUGGAAUUAGAUACUAUGAUAACUGAUAAAUGGGUACAAAGAACAGAUCGGCUUUCAGACUAAUUGUAGAACACUUUUUUUAAUUCCACACAAUAAAAACAUGGGGUCUCCCUUUGCUCUUGA